This is a messenger RNA of Saccostrea cuccullata (small rock oyster), 1149 nucleotides long. Its product is annotated as tetraspanin-18B-like. The transcript is spliced from 7 exons. Gene Ontology annotation, cellular component: plasma membrane. Bases 98 to 883 code for a protein of 261 amino acids. The record is from RefSeq and is a predicted model, not a curated record. NCBI's taxonomy places the organism in Eukaryota, Metazoa, Mollusca, Bivalvia, Ostreida, Ostreidae.
UCGGUUGUACAAAAUAAUUUGAAGUACAUUAUAUAACGCUACUGAAGCUCUGAUUAAAAUCCGAGUUUUUCAAAUAGUGAAGAAAAGUUCAACCAAGAUGGGACUUACUGGCUGUGGAAAGUUUGGAAAAGGAUUUCUUAUUGUCAUUAACAUAAUCUUCUUUAUCCUAGGAUUGGGUUUGUUGAUCGGUGGUAUUCUGAUGAAGGUCAAUGUAUCUGCCAUAAAUGACGAAGUGAAACCUGCACUAAAUGGAAUAACUGUGUCCAGUUUUAAACUAGGAGACCUUGUUGACAACCUGUCCAUCCUUUUCAUUGUAAUGGGGGUCUUUGUUCUUCUUGUCGCUGGUCUCGGAUUAUUUGGAGCCUGUUGUGAGGUCAAAUGCAUGCUGGUGGUUUACGCCAUUUUAGUUCUGGUGCUUUUUAUCAUUAAAGUAACAGCAGUUGCCCUUUGGUUUACGAUGAAGGGUGAGGUAGAUAAGACUGUUAAGUUUAGCUUGCUGAAAUCCCUUAAAGAUAAUUACAAGACCGACCUGAUUAACAGCUCCAGCGUUGUGUCUAAUGCCUGGAAUUACAUGUUUAUGUCCUUAGAUUGUUGUGGUGUGAACAACUCGAGUGAUUUUCUUGGUUUCUCAUGGACUCAUCCAGGUUCAUCGACUUCAACACCAAGAACAUGUUGCAAAAAUGUAGAUUCUACAAAUUAUUUACGACCUGCAUGUUCCUCAGGCUAUAAUGAUAAGGGAUGCUACGAUGCUAUAAAAGAUGACAUUUCAACUUAUGGAAAUGUGUUUGCAGGAGUUGGAAUAACAGUUCUUUUCAUUGAGCUACUGGCUGUCAUCUUUGCUUUUAUGAUUUGCUGUCAAACCGGAAAGGAAAGUGCCAUUUAAUGAUAUUGUCUUGAAAUAGACAUAUUUUAACAAAUGACAAUCUGUGAUUACCACAUAUCAUUAACGUACAGAUAGGCAUAGAUUAUUGGAUCUGUAAUAUAAAAUCAAUGAAGUGUUUUUAUGUGAAAUAGUAUCCCAAAUAAAAAAAAAAAUUUCUUAUUUUAAAAUAAAAACAAAUAAUUAUGAUUGCAAUGACUUUUAAAAUUCUACUUUUGUUAUUUAUGAAAAUAAAUUCCUCAUCGAUUUAUAAAACAUUUUAUAUUAUU